UCCGGUCAGACGUCAGACCCCGCCUCCCAACGACACAUUUAGCCACGAACUCUCCAACGGACUAACCCAACGAUGAGAUGAGUAUCACAUCCCAGUGACCCAAUUACCUCCCCAAAUCCCACCUAUGAGUACACGAGGCUUUGCAGGGAGACCUAGAUAUAAACCAUAAGAUGAUAUAAAUAUGUUAGGAAGCAAAUCAUGAAGGAGACAACAGUUUAAGCUUUGGGUCAACCCCGUGACUCCCUGGCUACUUCUAGUGCACUGAGCUGCUGCAGCAGGCCACCACAGAGGCAGGGGCUGCUAAUGGACCAGCGGACUGGACUAGCAUCUGGAAGCUUGUUCAGAAUUCAGAAACUUGGCCCAUAAUACAGAACUACUGGAUCAAAAUCUCCCCAGUUGAUAUAUCUGUACACAAAAGUUGGGGAGGUGCUGCUCUAAUCCACAGCGCUAAUAGAGCUCUUCAUCGUUCACCUCGCGAACACCUGGGUUACUGGAAGGGACCUACCUGCUUGAGUCUACUGAGCUUCGCCGAAGGGGCCCAUAUGGAGGUUUUCAAAGCUUUCCGGUGUGCUAGAGCGUGAACCGAGGCCUCACUCAUGCUGAGCAUGUGUUCUAUCACUUAGUUACAUCCCCAGCCUGAUACUUGAUUCUGGGUUUUGAGGGUGAGCAGAUGGUGAUCUGAGAUGAAGUCACCACCCUGCCUAUGUUUGGGUUGCAUUGAGGGAGGAGGCAGCAGACCUGGAUUUCCAGUAGGGGGUGCUGGAUCCCAGGAGGUGGGUGUGGAGAACUGAGGCUGGAAAAGACUUAAUUUGGAAGACACCACUUUCUGACUAAGGGAGCCCAUCCCACAAGGAUCCUCUGGAUGUUCAGAACUCAAGUUUCAUCUAUCCAUCUACUCAUCCAUCCAGCCACCCACCUAUCCAUCCAUCCUUCCACCUGUCAUUCCUCAAAUAAACAUCUCUUUGCUCUUAAAGUUCGUAUAUCACAGGGUGUUGCAAAGCCCUAUAAGAUAUUUCUUGCCCAGAGUCAUUUAUUUGCUAGCUGAGCCUUUCCCCUGAGAUGUGCAACUAAUGCCCAUGCCAAGUGGCUUGCUCACACUGCUCCAUGUGCAUUAGUUGGCUUCCUGUCUCUAGUACUUUUCUCCCUUCCCUCCCAGAAGCCCUGGGAGAUCCUGUCCUGCUGAAGGAUUUCUUUUAACAUCGUACUGCUGGUCUGAAGACGACAAAUUUCCUCCUGUGUUGGAUGUCUGAAAAUGUCUUCAUUUAGCCUUUGUUGGGUGUGAGGGGGAUCUGGCUGCGACAUCUCUCACCCCACUGAUCUCCGGGGUUGAUUCAGCUGAUCUGGCUGGCUAUGUGUGUGUCCCCUGCCUCCCUCACCCUCCAUGUGUGCCCCCUGGAAGCUGCACGCUGGGCGGAAGAGACAGACAGUUCCCUGUGCCCCAAAAGAAGGGGUGGGGGUUCUCCAGAGAGCAGCACUUCUCUCUCAUCACCUUAAGAAACAAUGGCUCCGCUGAACGUUGCGAGAAUGGAUCCUGAUUUGAAAUGCCACCGUGACCACCGCACUGGAAGUUGCUGCCCUCUGGGGUGUGGAAGCCAGUGUUCACAGGAAGCCACGGCCUUCCUUGCCUCGUCGCCACACCCAGAACUGGAUGUGCUUUUGUGGAGGGAUGGAAGCCACCCCGGUCUUGCAGUGGCAGGCAGCCCUUGUGUGAAUUUUGCUCUCACCCUGAUGUCUCCAGAAAGGGAAGGGAGAUGCCUCCUGUGAGCCGCUACUCGGGCCGGGAUCUGCGCCUGUUUUUCUCUCAGCUCCCGAGAUAAUGACUUGCCUUCUGCACCUGUCUUUCUAACCCCCCCGAUUGGAGGACCGUUUCCUGGGUCUCGGGGUUUCUUCAGUCCGGCCCGGAGGAGCCUGAGGAAUCCACACCCGGGGAUGAGGACGGAAGAUGGACCAGGCCAGUGGAGCAGAGGCCCUUACUCUGUCCAGGGUGGAACGCGGCGUGGAGAACCAGGGUCUGGAGCUCACGGAAGACGGCGCAGAUCCCGGGGGAAGCCAGAAGACCACGGUGCCAGGGCCUCAGCAGAGGAGGAAUCUACAGCCUUUCAUUAAGGCAAGAAGUUUCUGUGCAAGACAUGCCAGACUGUUCAAGAAGAUCCUGUUGGGCCUCUUGUGUCUGGCAUACACUGCCUACUUCCUGGCAGCUUGCAUCCUGGAUUUCCACAGGGCACUGGCCUUGUUCGUCAUCACCUGCUUGGUGCUCUUUGUCCUGGCUCACCACUUUCUGGAAAAGUUCUUUGGUAAAAAAUUAAGCAGAUGUCUGAAGCCCUUGAAAAACUCUCGCCUGCGAGUUUGGAUGCAGUGGGCGAUCGCAGGUGUCUCUCUGGUUGGCCUCGUCCUGUGGCUGGCUCUCGACACGGCACAAAGGCCAGAGCAGCUCAUCUCCUUUGCAGGAAUCUGCAUGUUUCUCCUCAUCCUCUUUGCCUGCUCCAAACACCACAGUGCCGUGUCCUGGAGGAUAGUGUUUUGGGGCCUGGGUCUUCAGUUUGUCUUUGGGAUCUUGGUCAUCAGAACUGAUCCUGGAUUCAUUGCUUUUCAGUGGCUGGGAGAACAGGUUCAGAUUUUCCUGGACUACACUGUGGCUGGCUCCAGUUUUGUCUUUGGAGAUACACUGGUCAAAGAUGUCUUUGCUUUUCAGUCCUUACCAAUCAUCAUUUUCUUUGGGUGUGUGAUGUCCAUUCUCUACUACCUGGGCCUCGUGCAGUGGGUAGUUCAGAAGAUCGCCUGGUUCUUGCAAAUCACCAUGGGCACCACUGCCACGGAGACCCUGGCUGUGGCAGGAAACAUCUUUGUGGGGAUGACAGAGGCACCUCUGCUCAUCCGCCCCUACCUUGCAGACAUGACCCUCUCCGAAAUGCACGCGGUGAUGACUGGAGGGUUUGCCACCAUCGCAGGCUCUGUGCUGGGAGCCUUCAUAUCCUUCGGGAUAGACGCGCCAUCUUUGAUCUCCGCCUCUGUCAUGGCCGCCCCUUGCGCUUUGGCCUUGUCCAAGCUGGUGUAUCCGGAAGUGGAGGAGUCCAAGUUCAAGAGCAAGGAGGGGCUGAAACUGCAGCGUGGGAAGGAGAGGAACAUUCUGGAAGCUGCCAGCAGUGGAGCCACAGAUGCCAUAGGCCUGGUUGCUAACAUAGCAGCCAACCUGAUCGCCUUUCUGGCUGUUUUGGCCUUCAUCAACGCUGUCCUCUCCUGGAUGGGGGAAUUGGUGGACAUACACGGGCUCACUUUCCAGGUCAUCUGUUCCUAUGUGCUGAGGCCCAUGGUUUUCAUGAUGGGUGUGGACUGGGCAGACUGCCCCAUCGUGGCUGAGAUCGUGGGAAUCAAGUUCUUCACCAAUGAGUUUGUGGCCUAUCAGCAGCUGUCUCAGUACAAGAACAAACGUCUCUCUGGAGUGGAAGAGUGGCUUGAGGGCGAGAAGCAGUGGAUUUCUGUGAAAGCUGAAAUCAUUUCAACAUUUUCACUCUGUGGAUUCGCCAAUCUCAGUUCCAUGGGAAUCACUCUGGGAGGCUUGACGUCCAUAAUACCCCACCGGAAGAAUGACUUGUCCAAGCUGGUGGUCAGGGCCCUCUUCACGGGGGCCUGUGUGUCCCUUAUCAGCGCCUGUAUGGCAGGAAUCCUCUAUGUGCCCAGGGGAGCCGAGGCGGACUGUGUCUCCUUCCUAAACACAAGUUUCACCAACAGAACCUAUGAGAGCUACGUGUGCUGCCGAGAGCUCUUCCAGAGCGUGUCUUUAAAUGGCACCAACAGACUUUCUUUUUCUGGUCCCUGGGAGAGCAAGGAGUUCAGUGCCACGGCUCUUGCUAACUGCUGUAAAUUCUACACCAACGCCGUCUGCGCCUAAGCUGGUUGAUCCAUUUCCAUGACACUUCUCAACAGCUGUUUCAUGACAGCGGCAUUUAUGUACUCAGGGCGACCAUCCUAUAAUGAACUCACUGGGAUCUAUAAUAGUGAAAGAUUCAUUUUGGUUCACUGUAUCCAAACAUGAAAAUUAGCGUUCAUCUUUCAGUUGUCUGGGUGAACCAAAUGAGAAAUUCCUCAUGGGCCCUCCUGAGCUUUUAUUUGUUUUCUGUUUUUUUCUUUUUUGGUACCGGGGAUCGAACUCGGGUCCUUAUGCUUUCGAGGCAGGCACCAGAACCACUGAGCUAAAUCCCCAGCCCCUGAGCCUUUAUUUGAAAAAAAUAAAUGUUACCAUAUCAAAAAAAAAAUCUUGGAAACCUUGCUGCUAGUUGCCAUCUUAAAUUAUGUGUUGUAGUAUGCUAUAAAAGUGAUUUAGUAUCUGUUGUGUCUGGGGACAGAGGUGGAGGGAGCUAUAUUUCUUGGAGUUUUGUGGAUGAGCUGAGCUUAUAUUACUAAAGUCACAUGUAAAAGGUACAUGAAUAUUUAAUGAUAAAAUUUUUCUGGUUGUCAUGUAUUUGUAAAUCUGCAAACUCUUCGACAUCAAUACACAGUAAACAAAAAGUUCUGUAUACAAACUUCUCAGGAAGGUAUAUUUGUUAAAGAUUCUUACUUGGUUUUAGUAUUCUCCUGUAGUGUCAGCCAUACUUGCUUCGAGUUUACAGAGUGCCAUAACAACAGUGGUUUUUAGUGGGAAAGGGAGCAAUUUUGCUUUCCAGGGGACCUCUGGCAGCGGCUCCAGACAUCAGCGGUUAUUAGAACUGGGAGGACGCUACUGACAUCUACUGGGAGAGACCGGGAUGACAGGCAGAUUCCUCCAAGCCUCCGUCAGCCUUCCACACCAAAGAAUUCUCUGGGCCCAAAUGCUGACAGCGCUGAGACUGAGACACUGAUUCACAAUUGUUAAUAUACUUACUUAUUUAUGCAAUAUUAUGUAUAAUAUUAACAGUAUUAUGGCCUAAAGGAAGUGGUUCAAGUGGAUAUAGGAGUCCUAAAAUAAUUACACAGAAUUAUUACCUGGCCUGACAAUUCAAAAGAAUUGAAGACAGGUAUACAAACAAGUACACCAACAUACACAUUCAUAGCAACAUUAUUACAAUACUCAGAAAGUGAGAGUAGUCCAGAAGCUCAUCAACAGGUGAAUGCAUAAACUGUGGUAUAUACAUACAAGGGAAUUUUAUCCACCCAUUAAAAGGAUGAAGUACUGAGCUAUGCUAUGUAAAAGGACUUAAAAACAUUACACUAAGUAAGGAGCCAGGAUGAAAGGCUAUUUACAUAGACCAGAAUAGAUAAAGAGACAAAACACAAAUUGGGGUUUGCCAGGGACUGAGGGUGGGCCUGUAGGGAGUUUAAGAGCGACUUCUUAAUGUGUAUGGGGUUUUACUUUGGGGUGAUGGGAAUAUUUUAGAACUAGAUAGAUAGCAGUUGUGCUGUAUUAUUGUACUGAAUUGUUAACUCUAAAGUGGUUAAUUUUGUUAUGUGAAUUUCAACUCAGUAAAAGAAAAAAAAAAAAGAA
Molecule: messenger RNA, 5458 nt
Organism: Heterocephalus glaber (naked mole-rat)
Lineage: Eukaryota; Metazoa; Chordata; Mammalia; Rodentia; Bathyergidae
Gene: Slc28a2
Product: solute carrier family 28 member 2
Biological process (GO): nucleoside transmembrane transport; retina homeostasis
Cellular component (GO): plasma membrane
Molecular function (GO): purine nucleoside transmembrane transporter activity; nucleoside:sodium symporter activity
Source: RefSeq, a predicted model, not a curated record